UUCAAUUUUGGAUCUUGAAGCUGUCUUGGCCAUGGUCCUAUCCAAUUCCAAAGACCCAAUAAUUCUAUCAUUAACACUCACAACUCUUAUCAAUCUUGAAAUCCCAAACCUUAUCAUUCCCGGAAGCAAAAAAAUCCACCGAUUGUAGUACUAAUUCAUGCUUUUCAUGGGCUUUCUUCUUCAUUGCACUUGUGCUGCUCCAUGGCCAAUUCAUUCUCUUACACUCACUUCAUUUCGUCUUCUUUGAAGCCACUUCUCAAAUUACCCAUCACUCGUUUCCAUCUCCUUUUAAUCUUUCUGCAUACCCUUUUAUAACUCUUCAAUUUAGUUACAAACCAUCAAAAAUCUCCAAAUCGGAGUGGGGUUCUUGUUCUACAAGUUUGAUUUUCACCCUAAAUCGAUUGAUUUCUACAAGUGUAGCUUGUUGGCUUACCAUCAGUAAUCAACCGAUCAUUCAUUCAACAGUCUUGAAGAUCACCGAUAAGUCAAUCAGUUUCGGGGAUUGUAAAGGAUUGAGGAAUCUCCGCCCCCAUAAAUCAAUCUCCGAAACCCAUCGAUUAAAUCAACUAAAAUGGCAUCUGUAUUUUUGUAUCACGUGGUGGGUGAUCUAACGGUGGGGAAACCGGAGCUGGUUGAGUUCACCGAGAAUGAGACGGUGGAGGCUGCGAUUAAGGCAAUCGGAGAGUCGACGGAGUGCGGGAUAGCGAUUUGGAAGAGGAAGUCGGUGCAGAAGGGUUUGAUUGAAAACGCAGAAACGAGGCAUCAGAGAUUUGUGGGUAUCCUAAAUCCACUUGAUAUUGUUGCUUUCUUGGCGAGAGAUGAAUGUUUGAACGAUCAGGAGAAAGCUCUGAAGACAACUGUUUCUGAUGUUGUUGUUCCUGAUGCUACUUUGCUCAAGGAAGUUGAUCCUGGCACAAGAUUAAUAGACGCAUUAGAGAUAAUGAAGCACGGUGUGAGACGUCUUCUAGUUCCAAAAAGCAUCGGUUGGCGAGGCAUGAGCAAACGCUUCUCGAUUCUCUACAACGGAAAAUGGCUCAAAAACAUCGACAGUAAUCCAAACAUCACGAUACCCAAUAACAUUAACCGAUCUUCAACUUCUGUGGCAGCCUCCACCACCAUCAUCCGUGACAAAUACUGUUGUCUUUCACGGGAAGACGUAAUCCGCUUCCUCAUCGGUUGUCUCGGAGCUUUAGCUCCCCUUCCCCUAUCUUCUAUCUCAUCUCUGGGUGCCAUUAAUCCAAAUUACUGCUCCAUAGAAGCAUCAGAGCCAGCAAUCGAAGCCGCCCGCCAGAUUCCUCGCGAACCGAGUGCGUUCGCAAUCGUGGAGCCCACACCAGACGGUCAACACAAGAUUCUUGGCGAAAUCUCGGCUUCCAAAUUGUGGAAAUGCGAUUAUUUAGCUGCUGCGUGGGCCCUUGCUAACCUCUCCGCUGGUCAGUUCGUGACAGGUGUCGAGGAUAACGUGUCUUCGAGGUCGCUUCCGGAGUUUUUGGUAGCCGGAAACGGUGCAAAUUUAGCGAACGGCGGCAGUGGUGGUGGCAGCCGAUUGAUGAGGCAACGCACAUUCAGCAGCCGGGGCGUUGGUUUCUUCAACAACCCUUCGAGUCAAACUUUCGGUGUUAAUCGGAGCAUGUACCGGGGUCGGAGCGUGCCGUUAACAUGUAAAGUGACGAGCUCGUUGGCUGCAGUCAUGGCACAGAUGUUGUCUCAUCGGGCGACACAUGUUUGGGUGACAGAGGCCGAAAACAACGAUGUGUUAGUGGGGUUGGUCGGGUAUGCCGAUAUCUUAGCCGUUGUGACCCAGACCCGAUCGCCUGCAGCCUGUAUCCCAGAGGCUCAAUCAACAGAAAGGUAAAAGAAGACGCGAUGAAUGAAGAAUGUCUUGAGUUGGGGUGCAUUUUAUUCAGUAUUAUUAUUAUUUUUAUUAUGUACAUUUUAAGAUACAUGAAUUGGAGCCGUUUUGUUUAAUGCAUGGAGUUGAGUUAUAUAGAUUGUAUUUUUUGUCGAAUUCUAUUUGUAUUCAAACUUGGUGUUUAUAUAUCUGAGCUGCAUUUAUUAUCUA
Messenger RNA from Cynara cardunculus var. scolymus (artichoke), 2062 nucleotides. Its product is annotated as CBS domain-containing protein CBSX6. Lineage: Eukaryota; Viridiplantae; Streptophyta; Magnoliopsida; Asterales; Asteraceae. The transcript has 2 exons. The coding region runs from base 572 to 1855 and encodes 427 amino acids. The record is from RefSeq and is a predicted model, not a curated record.